AUGGCGCCAAUCACGACUCCAAAAUCCGUCAUAAUAGUCGGAGGGUCACUAGGUGGCCUGAUGCAUGCUUUGACUCUUCUUUCUUUACCUUCGCCGCCAAAGGUCCGGAUCUUGGAGCGCUCACCCACAGCACUACUUCACAACCAAGGAGCCGGCGUAGUGGCCGGAAACGAAACACAAGUCUUCUUUUCAGAAUACGUCAAACCUGGGAAGGAGAUUGCCAUCACAAGCGGUCUACGACAUUAUCUUGAUCGUGAUGGCAAGAUUAUUCCCGACAGUGUGGAGCAUCGGCAGCAACGGAUGACUUCGUGGGAUUUGUUGUAUCACUUGCUGCGAUGGAGAGUGGAAGGACUGGAGAGCAGCUAUGUUGAGGGUCUUGGGGCUAAUGAGGGGCCUAAGGCAACUUAUAAUAACGGCUGCACUGUCAAGGAGAUUGAGAACGUACCGGGUGGCGUCAAAGUGACUUGGACCGACAGAGACCGCGGCGAGCAGACGGAUCUCGUCGAUCUGGUCAUUGCUGCAGAUGGAGCCUCGUCAACAAUCCGACGGCUACUACAACCAGAUGUGGAGCGUAAAUACGCUGGCUACGUCGCAUGGCGAGGCACAGUGCCGGAGGAUCAGCUAUCGCCGGAAGCAAUAAAGGUUUUCAUCGAGAAAUUCACCUUCUUCCACUCCGAAGCGAUUCAAUCACUCGGCUACCUCAUUCCAGGCCAAGAUGGUACUACUGAGCCCGGCAAAAGACUCUUCAACUGGGUCUGGUACUGCAACUACGAAGAAGGCGGUCACGAUCUCGAAGAGCUCAUGACCGAUGUCAAUGGCCGACGCCACGCGAUCACGCUUCCCGUGGAUACGAUGCAGCCGCAAGUUUGGGAGAAGCAAAAAUCACACGCGAAGAGAGUCCUACCUCCUCAAUACGCUGAGGCGGUUGAAAAGACCGAGCAUCCGUUCAUCCAAGCCAUCACCGAUGUUAUCAGCCCAACAAAUCGCUUCUACGAUGGCAAAGUGCUAUUAGUCGGUGACGCGCUAGCUGGCUUUCGGCCACAUACGGCGGCUUCAACUGGUCAAGCUGCUUGUGAUGCUAUCAUGCUUGACCGGUUACUCAGGGGCGAGAUUUCGGCGGGUGAGUACGAUACUGAGGUUAUGGACUUUGCGACUAGGGUUCAGAGAUCUGGUGUUGUGAUGGGAGAUCGAAGUCAGUUUGGUCGGCAUCCUUUUGCUUCUUGA
This is a messenger RNA of Zasmidium cellare ATCC 36951, 1224 nucleotides long. RefSeq lists its product as uncharacterized. Bases 1 to 1224 code for a protein of 407 amino acids. The record is from RefSeq and is a predicted model, not a curated record. The transcript has a single exon. Lineage: Eukaryota; Fungi; Ascomycota; Dothideomycetes; Mycosphaerellales; Mycosphaerellaceae.